Molecule: messenger RNA, 1320 nt
Organism: Coregonus clupeaformis (lake whitefish)
Lineage: Eukaryota; Metazoa; Chordata; Actinopteri; Salmoniformes; Salmonidae
Product: protein reprimo A-like
Exons: 1
Coding region: 194-505 (103 amino acids)
Source: RefSeq, a predicted model, not a curated record
CUGGGAAGAGGGAACAAGUAAUGCGAUGCCAAAGCAGGUUGAUACACAACAGAACAACUAUAGGCCUACCUGAUUUAAAGGUGUUUACUCACUCAUCAUCUUUUUCUGCAGUUGUGGGGAAUUUCUCUGGAAUUUUUGUCAAGUGCUCUUUUGCCUCUUAUUUGUGGUGCCAACUGAAAAUUGAAAAGUGGAGAUGAAUUCUACCGCUUUCAAUCAAACGGACAGUACAGGACUUUUCAAUAAGACUGAGGAGAUUUUUUGCUGUAACUUUUCAUCAGUGGUGACUGAUAAUGGCUUCGUGGCGGCGACUCCGGAUGAGAGAAGUCUCUUUCUCAUGAGAGUUGUCCAGAUAGCAGUUAUGUGCGUGUUAUCGCUCACGGUGGUUUUCGGUAUAUUCUUUUUGGGCUGCAACCUUCUCAUCAAGUCAGAGGGAAUGAUCAACUUUUUGGUGACGGACAGAAGACCAUCCAAAGAGGUAGAAGCAGUCAUUGUUGGUGCAUAUUAGUAGCCUAAAGAGCGCUUUGGGAGACUUUGUCAAAAUGACUUGUCCUACCACUGAUGCCCAGAUGAUGAAUCCACUUUUCACCAACAGCAGAGACAGAGACAGAGAUACAUGAAUGGUCAAGUAUCUACAUAAGAACUAGUUUCUAUUGUUCUGUUCUCGACAGUUGGCAAAAAUGUAGGACACAACAGGCCUGUACUUAGACCCUUUAGACACACAUCUCCAGGAAUUAGCCGAAAUUAGCUCUCACUUUUUGACAAACACUUGUGUAAUUUAAUAUCUAGACGCUCUCUAAUUGUUAUAGCCUUUUUGUCAAAGUGACAAUCGUUUUAAACUUCAAAUACUGUCUCAUAUUGCUAAAGCAAUGGGGAAAAAUGCAUAUCGUAUGUGUUUUUGCACACAUGCAAGACAGUAUAAUGAUUUAAUCAAUGUGCCUUACGCGUUUCCUAUUGAACAUUUGUAAAUAAUGAGUGGUUAAAUGCAUGAAAGGUGGAGAUGUAAUACUAAAUCAACAACACUAUCUUUGUUUAUUGGAAUAAAUGAAUCCCCUAAUUAUGUUCACGUUUUCCUUUUGAUUGAUUCAGCAUUUUCAUCAAUCUGUUCUCAGUGUUAAUUUGAGACAAUCAGGGCUACAGUAGGCCUAGUUGGUAGAGCAUGGCGCUUGUAACGCCAGGGUAGUGGGUCCGGUUCCCGGGACCAUCCAUUCGUAAAAUGAAUGCAUGGCUGUAAGUCGCUUUGGAUAAAAGCAUCUGCUAAAUGGCAUAUAUUAUUAUAUUCUAUUGAGAUAAUUCUUAUUACAAAGCCUUUCAAAUUAUAAA